CAUGCGAAAUAACGACUGGAGUGGUCCUAUCCCGUCGGUACAUAAUUCUCGGGUCGGUACAUCGUGGUGGACGUCGAACCCGGGACGUCAUGGAAACGGCGCUUCCGAAGGGGAUAAGUGUAGGGUUUCCCUGUGGGUCGACAGGGGAGGAAAAAUAAAUCUGUCCAUUCGAGCGCCGCACGAGGCUAGAAGCUUACAGCUAUGGCGAUGGCGGACGCUGCAGGCGACGGAUUCGAGUUCCUAUCAGAUCCAAUCGACAGAUUCCCAUUGCCGGAUCUCGCCGCCGCCGAAUUCUUUCUGCGCGGCGAAGCAAAUCAAUCUCUUGGGUGCGCCGUCGCUCAAUCUAGCAAUGGUGCUGUUUGGGAUGGCGCAGUGAUAGCACAAGAAGAAUUUGAGAGCGGCUCCAAAAGGAUCGCAACAUCGAAUUCAGAGCGUUGGACAGCAAGGGCGAUGGACAAGCGGCUGACUCAGCCAACAGGUUUCGCUUGCCGGACCUCACCACCAGUAAAUCAUUGCUGGAUGGCGAAGCAAUGCAAACUUUGGUAUGCGCAGACGCUGAAUCCAGCAUUGGUGAUGUGGGUGAUGGUGAGGCAACAAUACAAGGAGAUGUCAAUAGCACCUGCAGUGGGAUGGCCCUGUCCAUGCCAACCUCAGAACAAUCGACAGGCAAAGACAAUCCUCAAGCACCUAGCUGGAUCAAGAGGUACACAAAUAUGGAUGUGUGUUUCUAUUCCAAAUAUAUGACAAUUCUGACUGGGCUGUAUACUUGUAUUCCUCCUAAUCAUAAUUAGAAGCGCCGAU
Molecule: messenger RNA, 801 nt
Organism: Aegilops tauschii subsp. strangulata
Lineage: Eukaryota; Viridiplantae; Streptophyta; Magnoliopsida; Poales; Poaceae
Source: RefSeq, a predicted model, not a curated record